This is a messenger RNA of Lagopus leucura (white-tailed ptarmigan), 11310 nucleotides long. It is a transcript of the gene DCUN1D3, whose product is annotated as defective in cullin neddylation 1 domain containing 3. The coding region runs from base 9065 to 10129 and encodes 354 amino acids. Lineage: Eukaryota; Metazoa; Chordata; Aves; Galliformes; Phasianidae. The transcript has 5 exons. Gene Ontology annotation, cellular component: ubiquitin ligase complex. Gene Ontology annotation, molecular function: ubiquitin conjugating enzyme binding; cullin family protein binding; ubiquitin-like protein binding. Gene Ontology annotation, biological process: protein neddylation; positive regulation of ubiquitin-protein transferase activity. The record is from RefSeq and is a predicted model, not a curated record.
CUCCAGGAAGGCAUGCGGUGCUUGGCCUGGAAGGCAGGCAGUUCUCUGCUGUCUGAACACACCGCCUUUGUAGAGCGGUUCCUCUCUCCGUUCGCCUUUCGGUGCAGCUAUGAGCUCCUUACCGGGCCGUGCCUGCUGCGCUGCCCCGGCGGCUCCUGGGCCUGCAGCUGGGCGGUCCGCACUGCUGGGGAGCGCUGCUGAGAAGUACAAACCGUUCCUGUCGGUGCUGGAAAGAGCUGUUUGUUUCUGAUCUUUUAAACAGUUAAUGCUGCCGAUGUGCCAUCCUUCAAAAUGUUUCACUGAUAACUGGAGCCCAAGUACUUAUGUACAGCAUUAAUCCACAGCUGUAAGUUCACUUCAAACGAUACCAUCCAUAGUAUAAUUAGAGGGGAAAGCAGGUGAAGCACUCGAAGAGCUGAGCUGUAGACCCAAAGCACAGAACGGGCCGGUGGAUCCUGAAAUAUCUGUCAGGCCUCUGUGUUGGGCAGCAGUCCUUGUGUGCUGUUUCCUUCUUGGGGGAGCCAUUAGUCAGAAGGCAUCUCUUGUAAGCACACUCUGAUUGUUGGCCUGGGAGCCUCUUCAUUUAACAGUUGAUGUGAGACUGAGAUCUUAGUGUUUUGUUGGGCUAGCAAUGGAGAGAGGGAACAUCCGAGGGCUGCUGUUCUUUAAGUGCAUCUGAACUCUGCUUUGUUUUUUCCUGCUCUGAGGAGCUCCUCUGAAGGAGGAAUGGUUCUGUGUGAGAGUGGAGAGGUCUGGCUUCGCCUUCUUGUCAAUUCCAGGGUUUGUCUUAAAUCUUACACCUCCCCUGCACACGUGCUAAUGGUGUGUGGGAAGGCCUUACAGCCCUUUACGUGGAAGGCGACAUACAACCUGAAGCAAAGACUUUCUGCACAUCAGCAGGAAAAGGAGAACUUGUGAUCUGCAUGGAAUUAGUUCAAGUUAGCAGAACUGGCAUUACAAAUUUGCUGCAAGCAUCUUCUCUUGCAAGGAUUCCUGAAAUUCUGAUCAUUUUCUAAAAUCAAGUUCUAUGCAGGCACAAGUUAGAUCUUUAAAUAAUUUGACAAAACUAUUAAUGGCAGAGUACGCAGCUCAGUGUGAUGCUUUGAAACUGCUUUCCUCUUGAGACUGAUAACCUGUGGUAUGAUCCAUUGUCUGCUGAGUUAGGUGCCUUCCUUGCCUGCUCUCUUACUUUGUUUUGGAGUUGCCCAUUGCCAUAUUCAUAGACAAUUUUGCUUCACUUGUUCUUAUUGAUCUUGGAAAUUCAUUCAUAAUUAUAUCUUUUAACUUGCAUGGAUAACACAAUAGGAGAGGAUGAUCAGAUGAACUGAAAUGCUGAUUUUUGAGGCAAAACCCAGAACAGCUCUUUUGAAAGUCAUUAGUUAAAAUUAGUUAAAGAGGUAUGUACUGAGGAAGAGAAGCCACCAGUCCAUUUUACUGACUUCUAAGACAGAGGGGUUUGUUGUGAUGGAAUUGCAUGUGAAUGAGGGUGAGGCUCCAUCCCACUGAUUUCUUUGCUUCUACAUUAAGAUAGGGGAGAAAAUCCUAUGUCGUGUGUGCAUGUGCACUGGGGCAGGGCAAAGUAAAGCGGGGGAAAAAUGGCAGUGGAAGAACAGGGAAUGGCCACGGCUAUUCUAAACCUUCAGACCUUGUAAACUUACAUUUACUCACACCAGAAAAUGAUGUGUUUGGAUGUGAACAGAUGUAUGCCUGUGAGUCUGUGUUGAGUACCCCAGUACUGCUCAGAAUGCUGAUGUAGAGCCUUGGGGCACUGCAAAAAUGUUUGGGGCUUUGGCUGUUUGUGAAAAGUUGGAAGAUGCAGAACCAGGGUCUUUGUCCCAUCACGCACACUGGUCUGUAGAAAUAAAGGUAACAGGAAAGCUUGUUGGAGUAAGAAGGAAUUGUAAAAUUAAAGGUAUGUGAUGUUAGAAAAAUAGUACUUUCUAUUGUGCUCAUCCUUAAAAAUAAAAGAGGAGCUGAAGAUUUCUAGCCGGUAUUUUGGGAGACUGGAAGCUCAAUCUGUAAUGCUCAAGGGACUUGCUAGGCAUGAGAUAAGAGCAGACCCUUAUCCCCUCCGUGGGGAUUCCCUGGCUGGGCUCCUCCGCUCCAGCUCUUUCUCCCUGAGGGUCUGUCUCUUGUCUUGACCGGUUAGCUCACUGUCUUCCUUUCCUUACCAGCCCCUGUUUGGUAGGCUUUGUCUUCUGGUUACUGGACAUCUCAUAAUUCCUUUUCUCUUUCCCCUCCCUCCUUCUGAAAAUACUAGGUUAAUUGGCUCUAGUGUUUUGCAGGCUAUCUGCCUGGGUGACACAGAAUAAUUGUAUCCCUGACUCUAACUUAGUCAGUAGUAAUGACAUAGUAACUAGACUGGAAACGAUGGUAAUUUUGUGGCAACUUGCCUUCUGGUGAUAUGCCUCCUGCAAUAAACCCUGUAUAACACUGCUGGACUGCCCGUGCCACUAUUGUUAUUGUUAUGAUACCGUGGGAUGUCUCAGACGUGUUGUUUGAGACACCCAGCCUCUCCUGCAUCACUUGUUAACUGCAGUUUGAGUCGGGUAAUUGCUGACCUGGGCUGCAGCCUUUCAGAGAGUGAGAGGAAGACCCCAGACUUGGAGAUGUGCUCGUGUUGUUUGCUUCCACCUCAUCUUCACCUUUUCUCAUGACAUCCAGAGAUUGUCCCUGUCACCAGGAGCUUGGCUGUGAUGGUUCUAUGUUCUGCUCUCUGUUGUAACCAGACCAGAAGAAAUACUGGGGGAAAAAGGUCAAUCAAGGCUGCUUGCCUAGCAGUUAGCUUGAGAACUAACCCUUUUGGAGUCGGUAGGUCUGCAUUUUAUCUGUCCUGGAGGACAGUGCUCCUGCCAACUGAUGUGUUAUUGAAGUGGAAGCAGGAGGUUGGUGGGUCAGGGGCUGCUUAGUUGUUUGUAUUAAAGAGCUCUUUUGUAGAGGUUGUAAUAGUGUAGGCAAACAAAUACAGGAGUGCUGAAGAGAGUAAGCUGUGAUGAUCUUCUGGUGUCUCGGAAGGAAAGUUAGAAAUGCGGUUCUGUCUGGGACAUCUGCUUUGUGAAAAACAAAACUUAGAAAAAUGUGAGACUGCUAAUACUGACCUUCUGCUGCAGAUCUUUAUUGCCAGAAAGCCAGGCUGCUGAAGACAGUGUGAUGAUUUGUUGUCUCACUUCUCCUUUUUAGUAACCGUGUUCUUUAAAAAAACAAAACAAUUCAAAGGAUUUUUGUGCUCUUGAAAAAUACCGCUCUUAUUUCUGCAUCCAAGUAGUAGCAGACUGUGGCAAAUUGUCAGCUCUUACUCUAAUUUUUUUCCUAGUGUAAUAUGAGUUCUCCUUUUUGCAGUUUUGAAACACUUACUGCUGUCAGUGUUAGCCUUUUGUUUGGAAAAUUAAGAGGGAGACAAAUCAUCCUAGCACCAAAUGGAUAUGCGGGGCAUGUGUAGCUUAGUGAAGCUUAGGCCUGUAAAUCUAGAUGUCCCAGAACUUGGCCAUGUGCUGGCUAUUCAAUGUUUUCAUUACAAGUGGGUCUAUGUGGAGAUCCUCAAAUACUCUGUAUUAGCACUCAAAUGGGUGGUCCAGAAAUGCUACGGGUCUGAUACACAACGCAUACUGCCUGUUAGGGAGUUAGGGAGUGUACUUGUUGUGAGACACAGGGACAGAUACCCACACAACUUACCAGGUUUCUGAAACAAACAGCAAGUGAGUGAAAUCAAGGAUAGGUGAAAAUUCAUCUACAAAGCAUGGUGGCUGAAGCUGCCACCAGGCUGGCAAGGGGGAGCUGAUGCUCUGUGUUAUAACUGGUAAUGUAAGUCAGAGGGCUCAGAGGGUCUGCUUAGAUGUUCUUGCUGCAGUUAGCAUCUGCACACUGUGUAAAGUACUGGUGCUGUGCACUGUGAUGGGCAACUCGUUAGAAAGAGCUGAGGUCUCUGCAGGUGACUGUGUAUCUUCUGCUUCAAAAAUGGCAGUCAGAGUUUUAAAAAUCCAAGUGCACGCUCUUAAAAUGCUAUAAGGUUUCUGUUUGCUUUUAAGCCUUUCCACUUUGUACAAUGCCUUGUACAUAACUUGGUGUUUAUUCCAAUAUUUACAUGGCUGGGUGCUCCUGCAGUUCCUGCACAACUGCAUGAAGCGAGUGAUUUGGUCGGCUGGCAGACUUCACUGAGAUGGGUGGCAGAGCUUCUUGUGAGCAUCUGAUGCCACAGAUGAUGUCAGGAGGCAGUCUGGCUCCCGCCCCAUGCUGCUGGGUGCUGCUGGGCACCUGCGUGGUGCUAUUCGCUGAUCCGAGCUGUGCUGGAGGUGGUACACCACUAACCAGAGCUGCUACGAUGGCUUUCUGGUUUUGCGGGAUUAGUGUAGCUUUCUGAAUUGCUGGGAACAGGGAGAAAUAUGGAGUUAUGAACUUGUUACCUCAGUUUUAAGCAUAACUAAUUGGUACAGAAAUCACUGACAAUCCACUUUAAUCCUGUUCUGCUGUACAGAAGCAAUGGAAGUACCUCCAUUUCUUCUGGGUGAAAUCUGCUAGUCAAACUCAGAGCACUGCAAAAUCCACACACACCCGGCUCGGUCUGUAGACCGAGGCUGUUUUUUUGAGUCACUCUGGUUUGUCUGUAGGAUAGUUGCGGAUUUCUGUACUUUAUGGAGUUGCCUGAGACAAAUUAAGGUACGUAUUUGCAGCGCAGCACUCAAAUGCUCAGAGCCUGGUGUGUCUGUGUCAGGCAUCUGAGAAUCGUGGUUUCUGCAGGUAUUCUGAUCAGCACGUUUGCUGAAGUGGUGUGAAACGGUUGUGUCUCAGCAUAUAGGGUAGCUCUGCCCCUGGCAUAUACUGCUUUUGUUGUGAAUAGCACAUACUGAAGUGCUGGAGAUCUGUUAUGUUGUGCAGAAGUUACAGUGAACCCUGGAAAAGUGAUGAAGGAAUUGAUUAUACAUCUUGCAUGUGAAGGGGAGAGGGGAAAGGCUGACAGCUGUAACGAGAUGGAGAUGAGCUGCGUGGUGACUGAGUCUUUAUUUCAUGAAACUGGUGGAUUCAAACACACCCAGGGUUUGAGUGUUGAAGUGUGUACUGGAUGAGAAAUGGCUUGGAAUCCAGCCUGGUUCUGGGUUCAGCUUUACUGAAAUUGAUGGUGUCAUCUAGAAUGGCUGCAUCCUCUGACUGUCAUAUUUCCCCUCUGUUUUGCUUGUAGCCUAAACAAAUUUCUCAAAGCAAGUACUUCUGCUCUGUCAAUUGGUUCAUUAACUUAUUUAUAUUACAGAACCACCAGAAGAUACCUUUCUACCAUUGUGCAUUAGUUAGCUAACCAGACUUGGGUUUAUCCUGUGAAAAUACAAUCAUCCUAGCAAAUCUUUCUAUCCACCUAAUAAAUUAGGAUGAAGCACAUAUUGGGAAAAGAUUUAAAGCUUCUUGAUGGGGCUGAGUAUGUAGGGUAUUGCGUGGUUAGAGAAUGCAAAAUAGAGGGAGGGAUUCAGGCGUGAUGUGCUGGAAAAGCUGUUUAAACAAUGUGCCUUCUGGGAGCAGAAGUCACGGUGCUCAGGGAUAGGCUUUGCCCCAGGUGGGGUUGGGCACAGUCCCAGUGCUGGAGCUCAUGGGAAGCCACUUUCAGCCAUAGCGUUUGGGUGGUGCUGUGUGGGCACUCAGAGCUGGCCCUUGACCUGCUGCCAGGUGUCAGUCAACCUAUCUGGUCCUGCACUGCCCACCUGCAUGCCUUGCUUCCACUCCGAGGCAGAUGUAUUUUGUUGAGGCAAACUGUGUCCUAGUUGUUUGGAUUCCUUGAAUAUUGCAGUUUGAUUCCAAAAAGUAAGGCUAACCAGAAUGUUUUGUUAUCCUGAUGUGAAACAGGUCAGCAGAGUUCCCAUUCUUCUUUUCAUUGGUCAUGAGCUGACUCUAGUUCACUGAAAAAUGUUGAAGCAGGAAGCCUGACAAACUUGCAGUUCACUGUUAGCCAAUUACAGCAGAGCUUUCUUGCUUUUACACUGCAUCUAAGUAAUGAAGAAGUAAUUCUGCAUGAAUGCAUAUCUUCAGUAGAGACGUGGAGCUGUGCUGCAGCCCCCGCUAGUGUGCACUUGUUUAGGACUGUGCGAGCUGUGCUCUGAGCUGGCGAGAACCCACAGCAUUUCUGCGGUGUUCCAGAGAGCCCAAGCCACAGUGGGCAGGCAGACACGGAUGCAAAAAACACAAGGGAGUAGAUCAGGGUCCCAGCAAUCCUGAGGUGUGCUUCUUUUGCUCCCUUAUUUUCCCCAGGGACUGCCAUCUGGGUUCACUAAGGAACACUGGGGUCUGCUCAGAGCAGCUGCAGUCUGAAGCUCCUGGUGUCACCAGGGAGGUGCUUUGCGUUGUGGUGUCCAGCUGUGCCUCUUCGUUGUGCCCCAAAGUCUGAGUUAAAACCCUUGCCCUGGAGAGCUGGGCUCUUGCUUUCAACUUGGAAUGCAUGCUGGCUGCCAGUGUGUGAUAUAGUCCGCUAGAAACUGAGGUUUGGUGGAUCAUAGGCUUCUGAAAGAGUCCUUAUCUGUUUGGGGAGCAGUUUGUUUGUUGUGUGAAGUUGCCAUGCUAAUGCUUUUUUUUUUUUUUUUUUAAUGGAGACUGCAAGAUAUUGCCUCUCCACUAUUUCCAUGGGUUCCUGGGGGAGCAAGGCUGCAGGGCUCCCUGUUCUGCCUCCCCUUUGUUCCCCAAGUGAAUAUAAGAACAAUUACUUAGCUGAGAGGCAGGCAAAAUAAAUGAACAGAGAGGUGGCAGCUGUUGAAUUUUGUGGAAUUUUGGGAAGCUGUGGUCCGAUAGAAACCCAGACUGGUGCCUGCACUGCACACAGCAGGAGUGGUGGCACAGGAAUGGGGGUCUGUACAGCAUGACAUGUUGAGAACACAGUCUGAACAACCCUCUGGGAGGACUGGAUCUAUGGUAUGUAAGGUGAGCUUUGGAGGCAGAGGACGCGUGUCUGUAGGGAGCAGGCUUUUUGGAAUAUCAGCUUCAAAAAUUGUCUAAAAAUGUUUCAGUGAGGUUGCAUUUUUGCUCUGUGGGUAUGUAUGACAGUCAAAAGUAGUGCCUGACAGUUCCUGGCCUUCUCAAAGUGUUUUGGAUGCCUGCUUCCAUGGACUUACAUUUUUUAGAAUAGCCUUGAUCUAAUGUAUGUCGUAUUCUUGUUUGCUCUGCACCAUCUGUGUAAGGGACUUCUGUUUGAGGAAAACUCGCUUUAUCUGGAGAAUGGCACAUGUAAGAAUGUGUUUUAUGGCUAUCUUUCUACAUCCAUCCUCUACUUUCUACUGAGAAAACAAUGGGACAAGCUAAUUUUCCAACUAGAUUCCUCACAACCAGGUCUCAUGUAAAAAGUAACCAUGCAGAAAAGCAGCUUUUGAUCUCCUGCCUGCUCCUUAAUUGCACUAACGGUGACAAUGAGAUAUUUCAGUGUUUGCACGGUUAAGCAGAGGAGCUGCCACAGCUUUCUUGUUUAUUUUUUCUCUACAUCAGCUCUGAACAGAAGUGAUGACAAGGAGCUGCAGGUGCAGCACUUGCUAUACAAAGCAGACGUGCCUUUGUCUGUCCUUAUCUCGAAAGAGCUUCUCAGUUAUCCUGGUAAAGUUGGGAAUUGAAAAGAAAUGAGGCUGACUCAACUUGACUGAACAUGGAAAAACAAACAUGAAAAAACAAACAUGGAAAAGAAUGUGCUAGAGAAGGAAAAAAAAAGAGAAUUAAUUUCUAGACCCAGAUUAUGCUGUACUAGGGAGCAACUGUCUGGUAUUCACAGAUUAAACAGUGGCUUAGCUAACAUGCAUUGAUAGUGGUAGCACGGAAUGACUUAAGCUAGAAGGGGCUGCAGAGAUCAGCCGAUUCCAACCCCCGUCCCUCUGCGCAGGGCUGCUCUCUGUGAGCUCUUCUCCCAGUCUGCACACACCUGGCGCUGCCCCGACCCGAGCACAGCACCCCGCGCUGCGCCUUGCUCAGCCUCAGCAGGUUCUCGUGUGCCCCUUCUCCAGCCUGUCCAGGUCCUGCCGGGUGCCGCCCUCCCUUCUGCUGUGCCAUCGCAAACUGCUGAGGGUGUGCUCGACACCAUCCUCCAUUGGUCCCAGUGGUUGAAGAGCGCCGCUCCCAAGAGGGACCCGUGGGGGACGCUGCUUGUCGGCCUCCACCCGCACGCAGAGCCACUGAGCGCAGUGCUCUGGCUGUGAGCGCCGACCAGUUCCUUAUCACUGAGCAGCACCUUCAGAUCCAGCUCUGUUCGACACACAGACGAGGACGUGGCGCAGGACCGUGCCGAAGGCCUCGCGUGGAUCCGGGCAGGUGACACCAGGUGCCCUUCCUUUGGCCACUGAUGCCAGGCUCCGUCGCAGAAGGCCACCGGACGGGUCAGGCGCCAUCCUCUCUUGGUGAAGCCAUGCUGGCUGUCUCAGAUCCCCGCUCAUCCCUUACGUGCCUUGGCAUCUCUUCCAGGAGGAUCUGCUCCACAGUCUUCCCAGGCACAGAGGUGAUGCUCACCAGCCUGUAGUUCCCCAGCUCCUCUUUCCUCCCUCUCUUGCUAAUGAGUGAUGGUUCCCUUUUUCCAGUCUCUGGGGACCUUGCUUGACAGCCAUGACAACCCCAUGUUAGUUUUGCCCUGAGGGCCUGAGAUGAGGAAUGAACUCUCCCCUGCUGAAAGCAUUAAAUUAGCCAGAAGUCUGUGUUUACUUUUAACAAAUAUUUGAACUUGUCCAUUGUAUUCAGUACUUGGUCUGUGCUUUCUAUAAUAAUGCAUAGUUAGUUAAUGCUACUCAGUAAGUGAAAAAGUGAACCAGUUUUAUAAAGUUUCUUUUAUAAAAUGAGUUUGGACUACAGAAGUUUAAGUGCUACUGCACAGUUUAGUGCAUUUUAUGGUUUUCAUUGUCUCUUUGAAAUGUAAAGUUUUGUUUCAGCCCUUUUGUUUUACAGUGUUCCAUGUGGAUCCCAGAGGGCCUGCAGGUGGCUGUGAAAGCCAAUGGAAUGACUGCCUACAUCAUAGGAGUCAUGUUGGCGGACGGCCGCCAGCGGCAUGGUGCGAUGUGCUGAGGGGCGGCCGCGGGGCUGUGGCACGGCGAGGAGCUGCUCUGAAUGAAGCCAGGCUCCCUGCACCAUGGGCCAGUGCGUCACCAAGUGCAAGAAUCCUUCGUCUACCCUCGGCAGCAAAAAUGGGGAAAGGGAAACGGGCAGCAAGUCGCAUAGCAAGAGAAGUGCUGUCCACAAAGAUGAGCAGGCUUUGGCGUGUGGGAAGUCCUCGGGAGACGUACUUGUGAACGGGACAAAGAAAGCAGAUGCUGCUCUGGAGUCCGGUCCUUCGGUAUUUUCUGGGGAUACAAAGAAAGACUCUGUCUCCAGCGCGGAAGAAUCGUCCCUCCAAAGGAUUGGAGAGUUAUUUAGGAGAUACAAGGAUGAACGGGAAGAUGCCAUACUGGAGGAAGGAAUGGAACGAUUUUGCAAUGACCUCUGUGUUGAUCCCACUGAAUUUAAAGUGCUAGUUCUGGCUUGGAAAUUCCAGGCUGCUACUAUGUGCAAAUUUACAAGUUGUGCUUCGGUGCAGUUCAUUCCUGUGGCUGCAGAAGUCUGGAAGAGCAGCGACACGUUGAAGGAAGUCCAGCGCUCAAUGGCUCCUCCUCGAGAGCAGCUUGUCCAGAGCAUGGGCCCUCAGGCACAGGCAGUAUCACAUGGAGCUGCUCUGAAGGAGUUUUUUGAAGGCUGUAAAGCAAUAAACGCAGACAGCAUCGAUGGCAUUUGUGCACGGUUUCCCAGCCUCUUACACGAAGCCAAGCAGGAAGAUAAAUUCAAGGAUCUCUACCGCUUCACCUUUCAGUUCGGCCUGGACUCUGAGGAAGGACAGAGGUCGCUGCAUCGGGAAAUAGCCAUUGCCCUUUGGAAAUUAGUCUUCACCCAAAACAAACCCCCCAUUUUGGACCAGUGGUUGCACUUCCUAGUAGAGAACCCCUCAGGAAUCAAGGGAAUCUCCCGGGACACAUGGAACAUGUUUCUAAAUUUUACUCAGGUGAUCGGACCAGACCUUAGCAACUACAGCGAAGACGAGGCCUGGCCGAGUCUCUUUGAUACCUUUGUGGAGUGGGAAAUGGAGCGGAGGAAAAAGGAGGAAGAAACCAAAUGUAUUACAUCUUCAGGCACAGAGGGUCUGUGUGCAGAAGAACAGACUUAACAGCAUUUAAGCGGCAGUGAUGAAAGCAACCUGUUGCCCUUCAUGAGAUGUAAACUCUGGAUGUUUCUGGAGGUUACCAAGGCUCCAGAUUUCUUUUCUACUUUACACCUUUUUCUGCCUUGUAUUCGAAAGGGCUCUAAAAUGCUGUAUCAUGUUUUAGGCACUUUCUUAACUUUGGUUAUUCCUUUUACUCUUACCCUGAAAUAUUUGACCCCGGCUACAAGUUAAGCAUUUUUGUUAAGACUUCAGAUUAGUAUAAGUAAGUCUGAUAUUUCUUGCACAAUGUAGAUCUUUUUAGUUAGGUUAAAUUAACAUUGCUAAAUUAUACAGUGCCAGAUUAAGUUUUUCAUACUAUGUCUGUCAGGGCAGGUCUGUACUGUGCGUAGUGCUGUUUACAUUGUUGAAAAUUUAGGCUAUAAUAAUUUUAAGGUUUUAUACCAAGAAUAUAGCAGUGUUAACUUGAAAUGCAUUAAUCCCCUCCUAAUAAGGCCCUUAAAAAACAACGACAACAAAUCCAACAACAUAAGCAACAGCUUUUUGUAAUACGGCUCAUUGCCACUUGAAGCUAACUCCUUGUGACCGAGUCAAAUCAUUCCUUUUUAUUUUCAGUUUCAAACUAAAUGUUGGGACUGUUUUUAUAAAGUUACUGUACCUGUCAGUCAACUGAGUGGUAGAUGAGGAUUUGUAUCGAAAUCUCUGACACAACACGUAAUAAAAGAGCAGUGCUACCUCAGUUUUAUUGAAAGUGGACUUCUUGGUGGACUUCCAUUUUCUUUGGAAGUUUAUUUUUGUUGUUACAGGAGAAUAUUUUUACUUGACUAAAAGAACCAAAGGUUCUGCUUCUUAAGUUUCUUAAAUAUUGACAGAAGCAACACACAAAGCCCGUCUUCAAGGAAAACUGCGGUAUAAUUCUGCUUUAAUUUGUUUGAUUUAUACCUGAAGCAUUAUCUUACUUGUCUGGCAAGCACAGUACUUCUAUGUGAGGAACCAGUUUUUUUAAAGCUAUGCUUAAUUGCUAAAUUGCAGUUAAUACUCCACACUUUCUGGAGCAACAAUAUCGGCAUCUGAUGACAAAGUGAAUUCGUAAUGUGUUCUUAAUGACAACAGUGUAGACGAGUCAUUUUUAGACUGAUUUGAUAAUAUUUGGAAAGGAGUAAAUUUAUUAUUUUACAAUGCCUGUA